UCGUUGAUAGAUAAAUUAAUCGAGUGCAGAUAGUUUGACUUUUUCGAAAGGAGUUGGUUAAUAUAUAAGAAAAGUUUGUUUUAUUAUUUUUUUUUAUGAGUGAAAAAAUGAAUUGACCGGAAUAUAUUUAGGCGUAGUAAAGCCGAAUUUAUUGGCUUUGUCAUAGAAGAAUAAGAAAAAGAAAGGAAAAAUUUGCAAGAAAGCGAGGUGAGUUGGUCGAGUGCAGAAACAGGGAUAUAGACGAGAGGAAAAGCGUAUGACUCGAUUGACGAACUCCAAUCGCGCGAGAGCGACAUUCAUAAUAUGGCGUCUGGCGUCGUUGCAGGCUUGGUCGUCUGCAUCGCAUUUCAUUUCUUACCUCAAAUAUCGGGAAAAUUGGAUGAAGAGACUCGAGUCGUAAAUAUAACUACUUCUAAUCAUUCGGCCAAUUCUUCUUGGCAUUCGGUUUUAUCAAUUCCGGCCGAUCGAACGGUUAUUUUGUAUCUUUACGGUAAGGGGUUCGGCGACCGGACUAAGUUCGCCUUUACCUCUUUACCUGGAAAACUGGGAGAAGAAUGCGUCGACGAUGAUCGACAUUUAUUGUCCAAGAAUAGAAGGUUGUCGAAUUCCGCUAAAGACACGGAGACCGAAUUGGAAGUAUCGUUACCGCUUCUUCCACCCGGCACUUACUACUAUUUGUGUGUCAAAAACCCUCCGGUAUCGUCUGCUGGCUUCGUUAAAGAAGCUUCUCCCUGGAUUCAUCAAGGAUCCUUCGUCAAAAUAAGAACUUUCUCCGAAGAAAUCAGUGAUACCUAUGGCAUACAUGCUGAAAAUGUGACUGCUGAAAUUUAUGGUAUUCGUGCUGAAGGGAAUAAAGUUUCACUUUCUUCCGAAGGAAUAGUGAUAAUUCAAGAAAAUACAGACACUUUAAUUAGAUUAUUUGGAAGAAACUUUACUACAUAUACUUCAGUAGCAUUGACUACUACUGCAGCUGUUCGUGGAAACAGAUGCAAUGAAAUGCCUAUAGAAGAAAUCCGACAUAUUGAAAAAACAAAUUUUAUGAAUGAAAACGUUGUAAAGUUAAAAGUGAAAUUAAGAAUAUCGCCUGGUAAAUAUUACUAUUUUUGUGUUAAGGAAGGGCAGAAUUCUAAAGACUCUAUAAACUGGAUACAUCAAGGAAAAGAUCCUUGGUUGUUAAUUGAAGUUCAGGGAAGAAUCCUUCCAUUAUGGGUACAGAUUGUUUUAAUUAUUCUAUUGUUGUUGUUAUCUGGAUUAUUCAGUGGACUUAAUUUGGGUCUUAUGGCUCUUGAUAAAAAUGAAUUGCGUGUUAUAGAAAACUGUGGUACAGAAACAGAAAAAAAAUAUGCCAGAACUAUAUCACCAUUAAGAAAAAGAGGGAAUUAUUUAUUAUGUUCUCUUUUAUUAGGAAAUGUGCUUGUAAAUAGCACUUUAACAAUAUUACUUGAUGAUUUAACUUCAGGGAUUAUAGCUGUAAUUGGCUCUACAAUUAGUAUUGUUUUAUUUGGAGAAAUAAUUCCACAAGCAAUUUGUUCAAGACAUGGCCUUGCUAUUGGUGCUCAAACAGUACUUAUUACAAAAUUUUUUAUGAUAGCAACAUUUCCUUUAUCAUUUCCAAUAAGUAAAAUAUUAGAUUUUGUUUUAGGAGAAGAAAUAGGAAACGUAUAUGAUAGAGAAAGAUUGAUGGAAUUUAUAAAAGUAACAAAAGACUAUAAUCAAUUAGAAAAUGAAGAGGUUAAUAUAAUUUCAGGUGCUCUAGGUUUAAAAAAUAAAACAGUUGCUGAUGUGAUGACAAAAGUUGAAGACGUUUUUAUGAUUUCACACGAUGCUAUUUUAGAUUUUGAAACAAUGUCGGAGAUAAUGAAGCAAGGAUAUACUCGAAUUCCUGUAUAUGAAUCAAAUAAAAAUAAUAUAGUUGCUCUUCUUUUUACUAAAGAUUUAGCAUUUAUUGAUCCUGAUGACAAUACUCCAUUAAGAACAGUUUGUGAAUUUUAUAAUCAUCCCAUUACCUAUGUGUUUGAAGAUGAAACAUUAGAUACUAUGCUUGAUGAAUUUAAAAAAGGUAAUUGUCAUAUGGCCCUUGUACGUCGUGUUAAUAAUGAAAGUGAUCUUGAUCCAUUUUAUGAAAUGAGUGGAGUAGUGACAUUAGAAGAUGUGCUAGAAGAAUUACUACAAUCAGAAAUUGUAGACGAAACAGACAUUUUGACUGAUAAUAGAAGAAAACAACGAAGGAAAGAAACACAAUUGAAGCAAGAUUUCUCUGACUUUGCUAAACUUGGAAGUGAGCAACAAGGAAAACAUAUUAUUUCAUCACAGUUGGCAUUAGCAACAUUCCAAUAUUUAUUGACCUAUCUUCAUUUUUGA
Molecule: messenger RNA, 2361 nt
Organism: Centruroides sculpturatus (bark scorpion)
Lineage: Eukaryota; Metazoa; Arthropoda; Arachnida; Scorpiones; Buthidae
Product: metal transporter CNNM4-like
Exons: 5
Coding region: 304-2361 (685 amino acids)
Biological process (GO): magnesium ion homeostasis; transport
Cellular component (GO): plasma membrane
Molecular function (GO): transmembrane transporter activity
Source: RefSeq, a predicted model, not a curated record